This is a messenger RNA of Colletotrichum siamense, 600 nucleotides long. RefSeq names its product Multidomain esterase (gene cesA-1). The record is from RefSeq and is a predicted model, not a curated record. Lineage: Eukaryota; Fungi; Ascomycota; Sordariomycetes; Glomerellales; Glomerellaceae. The transcript has a single exon. Gene Ontology annotation, molecular function: phosphatidylcholine lysophospholipase A1 activity. The coding region runs from base 1 to 600 and encodes 199 amino acids.
AUGCCUUUGGGCGGCUCCGUAACCUUCGGCCAAGGAUCAACGGACGGAAAUGGAUACCGGUGCAAACUCCGAGAACUGCUGAUGGCUGACGGAUUCAAGGUUGACAUGGUUGGCUCCCGGAAAGUGGGGGCGCUGGGCAGUGCUCACGAGGGAUGGCGUGGGUUCCGCGCCGACCAGAUCGGUCAGAAAGCCAGGAAAUCCGUGCCGGUGCACAUGCCAAAUGUCUUCACGGUCAAUGCCGGAUCAAACGACUGCCUUCAAGACUUUGAGAUUGAUCGAAUCGGAGAUCGAAUGGGCCGCCUAAUGGACUAUUUAUGGGCGGCAGCUCCGCGAGCAACGAUCAUCCUGUCAACUCUGCUUGUCAACGCGGAUGAAAGAACAGAGAGGCGAAUCCUCAAAGCGAACGAUCGACUCCAGAUUCUAGCCCAGCAGAAAAUUUCGGAGCACCGGAGGCUAGUCUUAGCGGAUAUGCACGGUUCAGACGGACCUAGGCUCGAUGAGUUGGUCGAUGGAACGCACCCAACCGAUGAGGGAUACGGGAAGAUGGCAACCAUUUGGCACAGAGCCAUCAGAGAGGCCGUGCAGAGGGGGUUCAUCUGA